Empidonax traillii (willow flycatcher) is the source of this 4019-nucleotide messenger RNA. It is a transcript of the gene DLL4, whose product is annotated as delta like canonical Notch ligand 4. Gene Ontology annotation, molecular function: calcium ion binding; Notch binding. Gene Ontology annotation, biological process: heterophilic cell-cell adhesion; establishment or maintenance of epithelial cell apical/basal polarity; cell communication. The coding region runs from base 751 to 2820 and encodes 689 amino acids. The transcript is spliced from 10 exons. Gene Ontology annotation, cellular component: protein-containing complex; plasma membrane. Lineage: Eukaryota; Metazoa; Chordata; Aves; Passeriformes; Tyrannidae. The record is from RefSeq and is a predicted model, not a curated record.
UAACUAACUAACUAACAAGCGUGCGUUUAAAACAUUUCAUUCUCUAUUGUUCGGCCGCCGUAGAGAGCUGCCCUGUGGAGAGGCGUCUGAUUUUCGAGGGAACUCUUUCUCCCAGUGUGAGCGCCGUAAAUAUCUCAACAGAUGCUCGGCUUGUUCGUAAUCAGCUCGGCUCCUCGGCGGGCAGCGCGGCAGCGGCGGCGGCGGCGGCGGCGGCGGCAGCAGCAGGGUAUUAAUUCGGGAUAUGAGGGCUCUCCGCAACAUUUGGUUCUUUUUUCCAGAAAGGAAAGAUGGAAAAGGGGAGGGAUCGCCCGUGAGUCUGACUGACAGUUUACAUAAUGAGCUUGUGAGGAUGCGAGGCAACUAUAUAAACAGCUCAAAGCCAACCAAGUUUUCCAUUUACUGAGCGCGCUGUUAGCACCGGUUAAAGGAGGAGCGGUUCCACACUAAGCACUCCCCUCCGCGUCUCUCACCAAACCCACCCGGCUCUGGAGUUUAUAAAGGCGACGACAGCGAUCAGAGGUCGGCGGCUGCCUGCAGGAUUAAUUCCCAGAAGGGGACGGAUCGACACCUGGAUUUUACUUUCCAAUUUCUACCCGUGCUCGGGGAAUAUCUGGAAGAGCAGGUUGCUCUAGGAGAAUCGCCGUGACGCCUCUCUUUUCUCCCUCGACCGAGAAGCGCUUGCUUGGACCAUUUGAGGAAUACAGAAGGGAAAACUAAACCCACUAAGAACUGAAACCUCGAAUAACAAGGAUGACAGCCUUGCGCAUCUUUGGCUUGACGUUUCUGUUAACGAUUUUGCAGCAGAGGGUGUCCGGCUCUGGCGUCUUCCAGCUGGAGCUGCACGAAUUCGUGAAUAGCCACGGGUCUCUGGCCAGCGGGAAGCCCUGCUCCCCCCACUGCAGGACCUUCUUUCGCGUUUGUUUGAAGCAUUUUCAGGCAGUGGUCUCCCCGGGCUCUUGCACUUUCGGCAGCAUCAUCACCCCAGUUCUGGGAAUAAACUCCUUCAGCAUCAAGGAUACAGAGAGAUUUGACAGCCCCAUUAAGCUGCCCUUUAACUUCACGUGGCCGGGAACCUUCUCCCUGAUCAUCCAGGCCUGGCACGCGCCUGCCAACUACCUGCCGGAAGGCUCCCGGCCGCCCCCGGAGGAGUGGCUCAUCAGCCAGGUGUCGAUCCAGCGGUCGCUGUCGGUGGGCGAGGACUGGUCGCAGGACGUGCACCAGGGCCCACUGACCCAGCUGCGCUACUCCUACCGCGUGGUGUGCAGCGAGAACUACUACGGCGAGAGCUGCUCCCGCCUCUGCAAGCGCCGCGACGACCGGUUCGGGCACUACGUGUGCGCUGCGGACGGCAGCCUGGCCUGCCUGCCCGGCUGGGCCGGCGAGUACUGCACCGACCCCAUCUGUCUGGCCGGAUGUACUGAACAGAAUGGGUAUUGCAACAAGCCUGGAGAGUGCAUCUGCCGUCCUGGUUGGCAAGGCCGCUACUGUGAUGAAUGCAUACCCCAUAUAGGCUGCCGUCACGGGACUUGUAAAACACAAUGGCAGUGCAUAUGUGAUGAAGGAUGGGGUGGCCUCUUCUGCGAUCAAGAUCUGAACUACUGCACUCACCACAGACCAUGCAAAAACGGAGCAACUUGCAUGAACACCGGCCAGGGCAGCUACACGUGUGCGUGCAAACCCGGCUUCACUGGUGUCGACUGCGAACAUGAGAUCAGCGAGUGUGACAGCAAUCCCUGUAGGAAUGGCGGUAGUUGCACGGACAUGGAGAAUGGUUAUCGCUGCCUGUGCCCCCCUGGCUACUAUGGCACUCACUGUGAGCACAGCGCUUUGACGUGCAUAGAUUCUCCGUGCUUUAAUGGUGGCACAUGUUUGGAAAAAGAACAAGGGGCCAGCUACAGUUGCGUUUGCCCUUUUGGCUUCACGGGGUCAAAUUGUGAAAAAAAAGUAGACAGGUGCACAAGCAACCCCUGCGCAAAUGAUGGUAGUUGCUUUUACCUUGGGCAGAUUCGUGUGUGUCGUUGUCGGGCUGGUUUCUCUGGUCAGAAAUGUGAGAUAAACAUCAAUGAUUGUGCCAGAAACCCGUGUUCCAAUGGGGGGACUUGUCAUGACCUAAUCAACGAUUACACCUGCACAUGUUUGCCAGGCUACAGUGGCAGGAACUGUGACAUCAAAACCCGAGAUGAAUGUGCUUCUGGGCCAUGUGAGAAUGGAGGCACAUGCUACAGUGGACUUUACAGUGCCAACUUUGUCUGCUACUGUCCUUCUGGCUUCAUGGGUAACCGCUGCGAAUUGCCAGUUUAUUCAGUGCCCGUUACACUUCCUCCUAAACCAGUCCCCUGGAUUGCUAUAUCCAUGGGGGUGGGUCUGGUGGCUUUGCUCAUACUGUUCUGCAUGAUAGCAAUGGUCAUCAGGCAGAUGAGGAUGCACCCAGAGCAGGAGUUGGAGACAAUGAACAACCUUUCUGACUUCCAGAAGGACAAUCUCAUUCCAGCUUCCCAGCUCAAAAACACCAAUAAAAAUAAAGACCUUGAAGUGGACUGUGGGCUGGAGAAAUCAAACUACAAACCCAAGAAUCAUAAACUGGACUACAAUCUGGUAAAAGACCUGACGAGUAGAGGGACACCAGAAGAUAAAUAUUACAAAAGUGAAAAGUGUUUAGGAGAGAAGUCUCCUCUCCGACUACACAGUGAAAAACCGGAAUGCAGGAUAUCGGCGAUAUGCUCUCCGAGGGACUCAAUGUACCAAUCUGUCUUUGUGAUAACAGAAGAAAGAAAUGAGUGCAUCAUAGCCACAGAGGUAAGUAAGUGCAGAGGUGGAUAGGCAUAAAUUUACAAAGUAAAGGGGUAAAUUAUUCUCUAGUAUUGUAUCUGAGAAAGUUACUCUAUUUCCCAGGAUCAUGAUGUUCCCAGCAUUCCCAUCUCAUCUUCUGUGGCCCACACAGAGCAUACAUAAGGGAAAAUAAAGAAAUUAGCAUCUCUGAUUUUACUGAACCAGAGAUUUUGAUCUUAGAUUGGUCAGUGGUAGAUGAAAACACAGAACAUCAGCCCAUAAAAAUUCAGCACAUUGUAGGAUUGUUUCCUCUUAAAUAAGUGGUCAGAAAAAAUGAAAAUAAUAAUUGUUCUUAGGCUCACUGAUGUAAAGCCAUGCUUUUCCCUGUAACUAGAAUGGAUAAUCUGUGGUCUGUGGAAACAGUCAAAGGUAUAGAUUUCCAUCAGAAAAUUGAAGGUAGCUGAAUGUAUUAGUGGAUAGGCAUAACAGCCAUUUAGGAAGUCUGUAAUGAGGUAAUUUCAAUCUCUCAGCGUUUAAGCUCCAGCUAAAUACUCUCUAACAGAAGUUAAGGCUGUUAUUGAUAAACACAUCUAGAUCUUUAUGUUUUAUUAAGAAGUUGGAUGCACAAAAAAAGGAAGGGCCUACCACUGAACUUUAAAGACUUUAAAAAGCUACUGAGGAACCAACUAGUUCCUUAACAAUUACAGACCCUUUGGAAAAAGUCUCAGUGGAAGUUAACGACAAUGUGACGUUUACCAAUACCUGCUUUCUUUGGUGUAGCCUUCUUUAGAACUAGUUUCAGACCACAGGAAAGAGAAGCUUGCUGUGCCAUACAGCAGUGAUCUGUGAAGUCAGAUCUGCAGGAUUCUGUCUCCCUUUCCAGGGUGGAUAUCAGAUUUCCCCUUGAAAGCAAGCUGGAACACAAGUCAACCAACAAUAUUAAAAGUUUAAGACUAAGUGAAAGGAUUUUCAAAGAUACAAAUGACAGCUAGACGCUUCAUUCCCAUUAACUGACCUAAAUACUAUAUCUUCCUUUAAAGAUCUUUCUGACUGAAGCUAGGCUCCUAAAUUUACAUCAGGCAUCUCCAGAAAGUGUUUUUAUUUUCCGAAUGACAGCCUCUGAAACCUCUCUCCACAUCUUUCAGGCUUAAUGCUUCCAAAUACAAGCUGUUUAACUAUACCAUGUACUUUUUACAGAGCCCUAAUAUCAAGCACCUAUAUUUGUAAGCAUUCUUCCCCUCGGUCCAGGU